AAAAAUAAUAAACAUAAAACGCGCGCGUCGCGAGCGGCUGUCGAAAGCCCUGUGCCGCGUGGGGCUACCGGUAACCCAGCGAGCGGUAGGCAUUUAUCGCGCGCAAGUACGUCGAGUGACAGAGGCCUGGUAUUACUAAAAAAAUAACUCGCUUUCCACUGUAAUUAAUGUAUCUAUCAGCCGACACUUUCAUCUGGCGACCUCAUAUACGAAACGAUCGUAAAUUAACGUUAUUAAAACAAGUUUACAAGCGUUCAUGAACGUGUAAUUACGCAAAACGUUACGCCGCUGGGCGUGACAUCACAAAUCAGUCCGGUCGGGCCGAAGACAACACGUCUGUGCUCCGUCCCUGUCCCUCGUGCGAGAAAGACAGGGACGGGGACACCAGGCAGGCCGGUGCUGAUCGUAUUCCGUCGAGGGUGUCGCCAUUUUCGUUUUGACGAAUAUUGACAGCACGGCAGACAGACAGUGGCGCGGCCGUCGACGCAGCGUCUGCCGGAUUAUUUUUAUUUUGAUAGUGAAUCAUUUAACGAGCAGACUACGUUUGCUGACUCGUUACGCGUCGGUUAGCAAUAAAAACUCUAUUUACUACAACAGUGACGAGUGAUAGACGGCCAGUUGACGAAUUUUGGUGCUAACCUCUUCGUUCUUUUUUUUCUCCCGUCAGUGUUUUUGAGAACUGCAAGGCUGAUCGAUAUGUGCAAGAUUUACCACAGAUGACUCUGCGUUACUCAACCUCGUGUUGAUUUCUUCUGAUGAGGCAGCCAAGCUGUUGAUAUUGGCGGGAUGCAGGGCGGCGGUGCGCCCGCCGCGGACGCCGACCAGGCGCAGUUCGAGGCCGACAAGAGGGCUGUGUAUAAACACCCCCUCUUCCCCCUCCUGGCACUCCUCCUCGAGAGAUGCGAGCAAGCGACGGCAGGGGCGGAGCCCCCGGCCGCGGAGGCUUUCGGGGCUGACCUGCAGGCCUUCGUGCAGCACCAGAGACGAGACCGCAGGCCUUUCCUUGUUGAUGAUCCUGAGAUAGACGGACUUAUGAUUAAGAGUAUUCAGGUGCUACGAAUCCACCUAUUAGAGCUAGAAAAAGUGCAGGAGCUAUGUCGAGACUUCUGCGGUCGAUACAUCGCCUGUCUCAAGACUAAGAUGCAGAGUGAAAACUUGCUGCGGACUGAUUACAGCUCAGGAGGAGUAGAAAGCAACAACAAUCUGUCGGGCUCCAUAGACGAGCACUCGAGCACCUCCAACUCGCCACAAUAUCAGUCGCCGGUGGCGGGCGCGGCGCCGGUGUUCCCGAGCGUGUACCCGCCGCAUCCCGAGCUGCCCUACGCGCCGCCCAGCAGAGAUACACCGUCAUUAGUGGUCCAAGGUUCGACGCCGAUCAGUCAGAUAGGCGCCGGACUUAUAUCCACUGACUCCUUCACUGGAACAAACUCCAACAAUUCGUGCUCAUCAGUGUCGGGCUCGCCCCCCCCGGACGACGAGCUGGACGACGCGGCCGGCAAGCGCGGAGUACUGCCGCGACACGCUACACAGGUCAUGCGGGCCUGGCUGUUCCAACACCUCGUGCACCCUUAUCCGACUGAAGAAGAAAAGCGUUCGCUAGCAGCACAGACCCGGCUGACGUUACUACAAGUGAACAACUGGUUCAUCAACGCAAGACGCCGCAUCCUGCAACCCAUGCUGGACUGUGCUGAUAAACCUGGCGGUAAGAAAGGCAAGAACGGUUCGUCUAUAAGCAAGCGCUACUGGCCCGACGCACUCUCCAACCCACAGUUCACUGCCGGUCUCCUGUCAUCAUCAGAGGACGAAGACCAAGAAGGCGAGGCUUCGGGGGAUGAACAGGAUCCGGCCGCAGAACAGCCGGAAGUCACAUACCCAAUACAGCAAACUAUGCAUUAGGAUAUUAUCAGAGUUUUAGGAACGAACACUAUGAAAUUACUGAAAAAAUAUUGAGAAGGUAAGAUUUCUAUGUAUAAAAAACUGCUAUAAUUCUCACCAAAUGUCUUGAGAGAGAUUAGAAAAUGAAUUUGGAAGUUUGAAAUAUUUUGUCGUAAUUUAAAAACUUAUAUGUUCACCGCCUUACCACCAAAACUUUUAAACGUCAGUUUAAGACUUGUCUAAAAAAAAAUCAGAAUAUGACGUUGAUAUAUGGUUCAUUUUGCAGCCACAAUUUUUUUAGACAAGUGUAAAACAGAUGUUUAAGUUUUUUUAGUAAGGUUGUAGUAAGGUUGUUUAACACUAUGCAAAUACUGAGUUACCAGAAAUAUCUAAAUGAAAAUCAUAAUAAAACCAGUGAAAUAUUGUUUUAAUAUACUUAUUAAAAGUAAUUUUUAAACGACACACGAAAACUAGUUUUCGAAAUUCGACAAAUCCUCUCACUAGUGAUGUACCGUUCCUAAAACUCGAAUGUAUCGAUAAAACAAAAAAAUAAAUCGAUAUAGUCGAUACCCAGUUACGAUUCAAUGUAUACGUAUUAAUUUUUAAAGGUCUUUUCAUGACAAACGCCAUGUCACAAUAAAUUCGUUUAUUUAUAUAAAAAAAGACAUAAUAAUAUAAAAUAUAUUGACAGUAUACCAUAAGUUUAAGUGUAGAUUUAAAAGAUUUUGGGUAGUAGCAGUGUGGGUAAAACAAAUUAAAAACAUAAAUAAAAUUACGAUAAUUUCUUGACACUAAAACACUUUGUCGGUAAAUCAAUUUCUUGAAUGAAUAACAGUCAAAAAAUAUUUGAAAUAAACACAGAUGUAUAUAAAAAUAUGAUAGUGAUGUGCAAACUAAUUUCGAUACAAAAUAUCGACAAAUUUAUCGAUUUUGUUCAGGCACUGCAGUGCCCUAGCCAAGUCUCGUUAGAUAUACGGCAGUUGAAUAACGUCAAUAUUAAAUAUUCUAUUUAUAUGUGCGUUCAUGUAAGCUUUAUAUUACUUAUUAUGAGAGUGAAGGAAUAGUGAGUGCACCUGUGUACAAGCAAAUGCUCGUGCACUAUAAUAUGUCCUGCGCAGCUGACUGAUCUCCUUAUAUGAGAACAGCUGCCGUGGCCGACAGUCGGAUGCCAUUAUUAUAUUACUUAUAAAUUGAAAAAAGUACAUAUUGUUAAAGUCAAUGAUCUAAGUAUACAAGAAAAUAUACGAAGUCAACAAUUUGUAUACGAAAUCUUACGAUAUCAUUUAAUGUAUACGAUUUGCUGUUUUUUUAACGAAAUUUAUUAAACUGUUUUUUUAACGGUUAAAGUUAACUUGUCAAUUUGGGAUUUAAAAAACUAGCAAAGAACGCAAAAAAAGAAGCGUUCCAACAGUGUUUUAAUAAAAUACGUUAUAAUAAUAGAAAAACUAUUUGAAACCUCUUUCUAAGUUUAUAAAGCUACUUUUAUAUGGCUAAACUAAAAUAACGUGAGGAGAAAUAUCCCUCGGCCAUUUUAAUAAUGUAAAAAUAUAUUCAAAAAAAGGUAUACAAUUCUUUUGUAGAAACUAAGUUUUUAUCGAAAUAGUUUGCACAUCACUGUGCUAAUCUGUGUAUUAAUUUUGUGAAUCCAUACUGUUACCACUCGAGAUUUGAACCUAGAACUUUGUAUACGUAAUCCAUACCUCAAAUAUUAUUAAACAAAAUAAUGAACUAUUCAUAUUAACUGGCAAAACUAAUGGAAUUCUUUUAGUGUUGGUCUUUUCACUUAUCGAUAAGAAAAAUAUGCUAAAUUUGUAUUUUUAUUUUGUGUAAAUAUUUAAUAUUAUUUGAUCUUAAAGUCUCAUAUUUCUACGUCUUCCCAUAUUCAAUGAUAUUGUAAAGAAGAAAAAUUUAAAUUAAUUUCGAAAAUAUCAAGUAGGUGAAAAGAUCAACAUUUUCAUUCACUUCUCGUUUUUGGUAAAAAUGCUUUAGAUUUCUGAUUGAGAUAACUUAAAAAAUACAGAAAAACAAUACCCGGUCGAAUUGAGAUCCCCUUUGAGGAAAGUUGGUUAAAACAGAUCCUAUUUAGAAACAUGUCUGGGUUUUUAUUUGAAUUGUACUUUCAGAGGAACAUUUUUACCAAAAACGAAAACUCAAAAAAAAAACAACUUCAAACAGAAAAAAAAUAUCCUCAAAGAGGCUUUGUUUAGCGUUUUGUCAAUUUUGAUACCGGUUGUGAAUUAAACACUUUUUUUUUGAAAAUUUCUUCCCCAUUUCACCGACUGACGAAGUAUAGUACGCGCGAAAUAUCUUUUUGAGUCUGAAAUUAGUCGCGAAUCGACUAAAUUUCGAAAUUAGUUAGAAAUCGACUAAAUUUUGAAAUUAGUUGGUAAUCGACUAAAUUUUGAAAUUAGUUGGAAAUCGACUAAAUUUUGAAAUUAGUUGGAAUUCGACUACAUUUUGAAAUUAGUUGGUAAUCGACUAAAUUUUGAAAAUAGUUGCAACUCGACUGAAUUUUGAAAUUAGUUGAUUUUGAAUUAGUCGGAAAUCGACUAAAUUUUGAAAUUAGUUACAAGUCGACUAAAUUCAGACUCAGAAAGAUAAAUCGAUCGUAUUAAAAUAGAUACUAAGAAUAUUUUUUACAUGCAACACUAGAGAAUACCGUCCACUGAGAUAUUGCAUCUAUUUAUUUAUAAAAAAAGUAAUUAGUUUUGAAAUAUACUCAAUUGUUAAUUUCCUUUAUUUUACUACACAGCCAUAUUAGGUUAAUUUUUCAUUAGUUUUUGUGGAGAAAUCUGUAGUUUUUUCGACUAAAAUUACAUUACGAUAAGUACAGUAUAAUUAUAACGGAAUUACAUAUGUUUUUGUAUAAAAAGCUUAUUAAAAAAUGUAUUUUAUUUUUAAGUUAGUAAUAAGUAAACGACCAUUAUUUUUAUGUCAACUUUUGUUCUUGCAAUUUAUUUUUAUUUAUACAAGUGAUUUAGUGUUAUUUUUUGACAAAAUAAUCAGUUACGGCUGUUCUCAAUAUACUAUCUAACUGUUGUUAUAGAAAUCUGACAUUACUUAUAUGGACCUAAUGUCAAAUUAUAUUUCUAGAAAGCAAAUAAACAAGUAAAUUUAAUAUUGAGAACGGCCGAAUAUUGGUCACCAAACGGAUAACUCCACAGAAACUAAUCUAGUACAUAAGUAUUAAAAAAAAAACGAAUAUACGAUUGUAAAUGAUACGAUUUCCAUUAAAUAUAGUAUACUUUGAAAACUUAAAGGUUCAAUCCAAAAUUGUAUACGCAAAAAAGUAUUAAAAAAUCGUAAUUGACACUUAAAAUUUAGUCAACGAUGUGAACUGAAUUAUCGACUAAAAUCAUGUUGUUUUAGUCACAUCACUAAAGGUGUAAAGCUUGACGAAAAUACUUAUUUUAGUAACAAGAUUUUUUUUAUUGACUGAUUUUAGAAUAUUCACGAAAUUAAGUUUAAAAAUGAACAGCCAAGUUAUUGAAAAAAAAAAACAUUUGAUUCAAUUUCACACUUAUUUUGAGCAGUUUUUUUUUUCAAAAUAAAGUGUAGUUUUUUUUUAGCUACUUUUGCAGACAGUAAUAAAAUUUAUGUAGUAGUUUUGUCCUCUUUUUAAUACAUAGUUUUUCGUCAAGCAUAUUAAAUUAUUUAGUAUGUCGACUAAAUUUAGUCAAUCAACUAAACGUUUUAGUCGAUAAUUCAGUUCACAUCUCUAUUUAGAUAUAAAGCGAAGGCGGGAAAGCUAAAGGAAAUAGAUAAAAAAAUAUCGUAAGAAUUACGCUAAUUAUUGUUUUGUAAGCAAACGUUUUUAAAAAAGGACUUCCAAUUUAAACUUUCUAGAAAGUACUAUUGCAGGUCUAGGUAUAUUUUUCAAAAUUAUUUUUUUGAAUUUUACAAAUCAAACUGAAAAUUAUUGAUUUUAUUUUUACAUUUAACUGUGGUUGUAUUAGGUAAAGUUAAAGGGAUUUAGUAAUAAAAAAUAGUCCUGUUCAUCUAUGUAUGUAUUAUAUCUAUUUCUCUAUAAGUAAAGAAGGGAUGACGUCGGAAGACGCUGGAUGCAGGUCGCCUCCAACAGGUAUCUGUGGAGAUCUAACGGGGAGGCCUAUGUUCAGCAGUGGACAUCCUAUGCCUGAGAUGAUGAUGAUGAAAGUAGGGACAGUGCUAUUCGUCUAUAUCUAUUUCAGUUGCAUCGAAAUCUUCUUUUUACAAUACGACUUUUUAACGCAAUUACUAUAGGAUACACCAUACAUACAACCUUGGUGAUUAACGCUCAAUCCUUCUCCGUGUGAGAGGAGGCCGCAGCCCAGCAGUGGGACGAUAAAAAGGCUGUAACAGUAACACCAUACAUAUGUAUAUUCUUAUAGCAUUAUCUAUAUUAAAAAAAUGUCUUGCUUAACAAUUUAAGAUUUUUUUUCAUUUUUUUUUUAAAUUUUGCAAUACACAAGUCUUCCUUAUAUUAUGCUAAUUAAUAAAUUAAUGUUACAAUAGUACUUUCUAGAACAGUUGUAUGUUAAAAUAUUAAGUUAAAUUGUAUUGUUGAUACGAUAUUUUUUGAUCUUAAGAAUGGUUUUUGUAAGUUGGAGUUUUGAAAAAGAAAAAAAGUAAAAAAAAUUUCGACAUAUUUUUUUACAUUUAUUAUUUUGGUCAAAUCUGGUUUGUAUGUAUUUUUUCACAUUUCCUUAUAAUCAUUAGUUUUCGAAUUAAGGAAUUUAAAAAGUACACCAUAAAAGUAUUACGCAAGUAUUAUAGUAAUUAAAAAACAUUCAAUUUUCAAGGUUAUUCAAGUUUGGUAUUGCCAUACCUACUUUUUUUAAAUAAUUACAUAAAUUAUGAAAUCAUUUUUCUACGACAAUAUUUUUUUUUAAUUUUGAAGAGUAGGUCUUCAAUUUGGUGUUGCCAUAUUUACAUACCUUAUAUAAUUUACCAUAUGUAUAUUUUUCAUUUUCUACUAUAAUAUUUCUUUCAAAACUCCAACUUACAAAAUUAAAAAAAAAAAGAACGAAACAGUGCUGAAACUCAAACGAGGAAACGGAUAUACGUAAUUGGAAUGGUGAAGUUAAGAAAAAUAAGAUUUUUUAUGAUAAUAUUAUAAUUAUGUAUUAGUACAUAUUAUACAUCUACUUAUACAUCGCGUAGUGAUAUAAUGUAUUUUUAAUGUAACGGCUAUUUGACUAUAUUCGUCUAAGGCUAAAUUGGCUAUUUGCCAAAACGACGAUUUGAGCCAAAUUAGGCCGUUUUUUUAAUGGGAAGCGGAUGUUUUGAUUUAAAAGUGUAUUAUUCAGAAAAUAUACAUAACACAUUUCUAGAAAAUCUAAGUACAUUAAUUUAAAAAAAUAAGCGCAAUUCAGCAAUCUGACUAGUCAUUUUACACAUUGCCCGGCCAAUAUUGCCUUGCGGUGAAAAAAAUAUAAGUGUAAAACUUUUCAAGGUAAAGAAAUAGGAAGUUCAAUGCAAAGUUUUCGUCCAAGAAAUGCAAUAAAAUUAAUUAAUUUGAGCAAUAAAUUGUAAUGCCAAGGCCGAAUCCUAAAACGCCACUCAAUUUUAAGAACUACUCGUACCUACAUCAUUAUUUCUGUCACUUUUAUGCAAACUGCGACAGAUACAUAUAAUUUUAAGUAGAACUUCAAAUUAAGUGACGUCGAGUAUUUUGAUUAUGACAUAGUUAGAAUAAACAGAUAAUACACAAAAUAACUUUAAAAUCAAAGCGUCUGCCUUUCCAAGCUAUACCCGAGUGCGGGAUAGUCUCGCUUGUUCUAAGCGCCGUUAUUAAAGUCCAGAAAUAGUAUACAAUAGAUAUACGCGCUUGUUUAGUAUUAAGAAUAACUUCAAUGUUAUACAUUAUGGUACAGCAUAAUUUUUGCUAGUCAAUAAAAUAAUUUUUAGGCUGA
Messenger RNA from Helicoverpa armigera (cotton bollworm), 7769 nucleotides. Its product is annotated as homeobox protein PKNOX2. The record is from RefSeq and is a predicted model, not a curated record. Gene Ontology annotation, biological process: regulation of transcription by RNA polymerase II. Gene Ontology annotation, molecular function: RNA polymerase II cis-regulatory region sequence-specific DNA binding. NCBI's taxonomy places the organism in Eukaryota, Metazoa, Arthropoda, Insecta, Lepidoptera, Noctuidae. The coding region runs from base 787 to 1896 and encodes 369 amino acids. The transcript is spliced from 11 exons.